CUUUGGACCUUCCGGUCGCGGAGUACGUAACUUCCUUCCGCAGAAGAGCAGCUCGUCUUUGAACUGGUGAAACAUUAGUGGGGCUUAGAAGUCGUUAUAUCAUAGGGAUAUGGGGGUGACUUGUGUCUCCCAGGUUCCGGUGGCAGAGGGGAAGAGCGUACAGCAGACAGUGGACAUUCUCCACAGGAAGCUGGAGCAGCUGGGUGCAGUGAAGCAGGGCAACUUCUGUGUGGACUGUGAGACCUACCAUGCUGCGGGCACUACCAGCGGUCAGCCGCCCAAGUUUCUCUAUGUGAUGCACAACUCGGAGACGCCGCUCAGCUGCAUGGGCAUGUUCGAGGGCGGCCCCUGCCUCAUCGCCGAUGGCAACUUUGACGUGCUGAUGGUGAAGCUCAAGAGCCACUUCCAGAAUGCCAAGGGCCACAAGGUGGAGACGCGCGGGGCCCGCUACCAGUACUGUGACUUCCUGGUGAAGGUGGGGACCGUCACCAUGAGCUCCAGCGCUCGUGGGAUCUCCGUAGAGGUGGAGUACUGCCCAUGUGUCGUGCCGGGGGACUGCUGGAACCUGAUGAAGGAGUUCAUGCAAAGCUUUCUGGGCUCAAAUGUCCCAGAGAUGCCCUCUGUGUUCGCUGCCAAGCCGGAGGGACUCUAUGCUCUUGCUGACUGCACCGACACUAUGACUCAGUACUUAGAGCUGUUCAACAAGGUCCGCAAGCAGCAGGCUGUGCCAGGGAGUGGCGUGCGGUGAGAGGAGUCAGACCCGGACAGGGAGGCGUGGAUAUCCCACCAGAAAGAGCGACGGAAGGAGAUCCAGCAGUAACAGCUGAACAGGAAGUCUGAAGCUUUGGAUGGUGUAACCGGCUUUGCAAGCUCUACCAAACUAAAUUUGGUGAUAGCACAGUCAACAGAUUUCAUAUUUCUAAAACAGCACUUUUUUAAAAAAUUGGUGAUCAGAUGAUAUUAUUGUGACAUGAAAGUGUUUGCAGGUGUUGUGCAUUUUCAUAUGUAUUAAGGGGAUUCAAAGAGUGUGAAAUCUUGCAGUUUACUGGCUGUUUCUUUUUCACGCUUUUUUCAGGUUAUUAAAUCAUAGUAAAAUAUCCAGCAGCUUAGAUGGUCACUGCUUUGUCGGUAGAUUACACUUUGUGUAAGACUUAUCUUCACUGAAUAAAUUUUUUUUACAAUUC
Messenger RNA from Paramormyrops kingsleyae, 1184 nucleotides. It is a transcript of the gene med20, whose product is annotated as mediator complex subunit 20. Gene Ontology annotation, cellular component: mediator complex. Gene Ontology annotation, biological process: regulation of transcription by RNA polymerase II. NCBI's taxonomy places the organism in Eukaryota, Metazoa, Chordata, Actinopteri, Osteoglossiformes, Mormyridae. Gene Ontology annotation, molecular function: transcription coactivator activity. The record is from RefSeq and is a predicted model, not a curated record.